Messenger RNA from Closterium sp. NIES-65, 1212 nucleotides. Lineage: Eukaryota; Viridiplantae; Streptophyta; Zygnematophyceae; Desmidiales; Closteriaceae. The record is from the annotation of a GenBank genome assembly.
AUGGGCGGCCCGAUGGGGCGGGUGGCUCGCGGUGUAGGCAAGGUGGUGGGCGGUACAGGGAGGGCGGUGGGGAGGACAGUGCGGAAGGUGACAGGGCGGAAGAAGGUGGUAACAGCAAAGAAGGCCGUGGGGACGGUGAUGCUGUUCAAGGUGGUUCAGGAGGCUGCUGUGGCUCCGCCCGCUCUGCCGGCCACACUUCAGGCCAUACCCCCCAUCGACCUCUCGCAAGUGUCUCGGGUGCGCUACCUCACUAUCUCCGGCAUGACGAUGAGCGGUAUGGGCGGAGGCAUGGGCGGGGGCAUGGGCGGGAGAAUGGGCAGGAGAAUGGGCGGCAGGGGGAGAAGAGUGCGGAGGCGAGGGAGGGGCAUGGGGGAGCUGUGGGGCAUGUGGGAAGACAUGAGCAGCAACAUCUCUGCAACCUCCCAUGCUGUGCAGAGGAGCGCCAUCAGGGGGCGCAUGGGGAUGGGCAUGGGGGGCGGUGGGAUGGGAGGGGGUGGAGGAGGAGGCAUGGGGGGCGGGGGGACGUCAAUGAUGCGAUUCACGAUCGAUGGCAAGGGCUUCAUGGAUACUGCCACAGAGGUGGCUGCAGCAGGAGCGUCAGAGUUAUGGCACAUAGUGAACACAGGCUCGCACGCGCACCCCAUUCACAUCCACCUGGUGCAGCACCGCCCCAUCUCCCGCCGCCCCUUCAACGCCGCGGGCUUCCUCAAGGGCUCGUGUGCGCUGAGCGGCGGCAGCAGCAAGCCGAGCUGCUACACCGGGGGUGCGGAGGCGGUGGGGGCGUGGGAGAGCGGGUGGAAGGAUACGACGCUCGCUCUGCCUGGGCAAGUGCUGAAGCUGUUUGUGAGGUUCACUGCUCAGGAUGGGUCGGCGCUUCCGUUUGACGCGACAGCGGGUCCGGGCCACGCCUGCCGCCGCGUAUGCCGCUCGCCUGCCCCUCGCUUGCCGCGCGCCUACCGCAUGCUCGCCGCACUUGCCACGCGCCUGCCGCCACGCCUUCCACACACCUACCCCUCACCUGCUGCACGCCUGCCGUGGCGCCUACCGCGCGCCUGCCUCUCGCCUGCCACAACUCCUGCCUCUCGCCUGCUGCCGCGCCUGCCAACCGCUGAACCUACCGACGCACAUGUCGACGCCACAGCGUCUGCAGCUGUUGUCGUUGCUGCCGCGUCUGCAUGUUGUGCUGCCCGUUGUCUGCCUGCCUGCAUCUGA